AUGUCACACGCAAUCUUGCUCGUUCAGCCGAACAGAAAGCAGGAGUCUCGCAGCUACGCUGAUUUCGAGUCAGUCAACGAAGCUGUGGAGGCAAUCUGCAAAAUCUACGAAGAGCAGCUCAAGAAGGAGAAUGUCACGAUGAAACAGAUCACUUACGAUAUCAGCCAACUGUUCGACUACAUCGACAACCUCUCCGAUCUGUCGAUCCUCGUUUACCAAAGAACCUCCAUGUCCUAUGCUCCCUACAACAAAGACUGGAUCAAAGAGAAGAUUUACAUCAUGCUGCGAAAGCAAGCGGGCUUAUGA
Molecule: messenger RNA, 306 nt
Organism: Oikopleura dioica
Lineage: Eukaryota; Metazoa; Chordata; Appendicularia; Copelata; Oikopleuridae
Source: the annotation of a GenBank genome assembly